UACCACGUCGCCAUCUUCAGAUUCCGUGUCUGGGACGGGAACGGCUGGGGUCGGGGCGGGGCCUACAGGCACUGGCGGCGGCCCGGGAUCAAGGAGGGUCAUGGAUGAGGAAGAGGAGAGAGAUGCUGUGUUUUACCGACUUGAGAUGCUGGGAUACCGCGUCGGCCAGGGGCUGGUGGAAAGGUUCUCCCGCGACAGACCACGCUUCAACGACACCCUCGAUGUGAUCAAGUUCGUCUGCAAGGACCUGUGGACAUUGGUGUUCCGAAAACAGGUGGACAAUCUGAAGACAAAUCAUCGAGGAGUCUACGUCCUGACAGACAAUCUGUUCCGACCCUUCUCGAGAAUGAGCACGAGUCCUGGCGUAAACGCAGUGCCUCGCGCGGAGCCGUUCCUCUGGUUCCCUUGUGGUAUUGUACGAGGCGCGUUGGCGGCCAUGGGCAUCAACGCCACGGUGCAGGCCGAGACGACGGAGUUGCCUCAGGCAAUAUUCCAGAUCAAAACGGUACCGACAAAGUCAUAGUUUUUCUAUCUUCGCUACGGUUCUACAGAUCUAUUUUACGUCUUGUUUUUCAAAUCACAAAAAGCGGGCAGUCACAGAGGAGCAUUAUUCACAGAGAGAUAGACAGGGCGAGGACUUUCGGCGUUUGGACGGCGUUCAUUUCUGCGGGCGGGCGCUUUUAUACCCUAUCUUCUAAACGAG
Messenger RNA from Cryphonectria parasitica EP155, 703 nucleotides. Its product is annotated as transport protein particle component. Gene Ontology annotation, biological process: endoplasmic reticulum to Golgi vesicle-mediated transport; regulation of GTPase activity. Bases 101 to 523 code for a protein of 140 amino acids. The transcript has 4 exons. Gene Ontology annotation, cellular component: trans-Golgi network; cis-Golgi network; TRAPP complex. The record is from RefSeq and is a predicted model, not a curated record. NCBI's taxonomy places the organism in Eukaryota, Fungi, Ascomycota, Sordariomycetes, Diaporthales, Cryphonectriaceae.